CCCUAACUUUACUUUCCAGUUUCCCUCCCUUCCCCUGCUUGCCAUAGUUCAGGACCCUUCGCUGGGCUGCAAACUCGACCGUUGGGAUAUUCAAAUCUUGAGAGACAGAUACCUUCUUCCACCAUGCCCACCAUUAGAAACCGAGCUCAAACUCUAGAGUCCCCUGCAAACUCUAGCCACAACAUCCUCAAUGGCCAAGCCCAGACAACCGAGACCCAGAACGUCUCGCUGUACGAGCAGUCCAGAGAGGAAAGGAUCAAAGAAAAUCGUGAAAGAAUGCAGAAGCUUGGAAUUUUUGACCUCUCUCUCAAGGUCAGCUCCGUCAUCUCCACAAAGCGCACACCCAAAAACCGCAAUACCACUCCGAGGCCCUCCCCUGCGCGGUCAUCUGGACCGAUUCGCCGCUCUUCCCGGUUGCAAAAUGUGACGCCGGUCACGUAUGCUGAAAUGCGUGUGGUGAAGAAAGGUAAGUCUUUGAAAGACGAGGAUAUUGUGCUGGAAGAAGGCUCAAAGCCGGAGUUAUAUACAGAAGAGCAUGAGAAGCUGUUGGGUAACACUGAAAGGAGUUGGACACUAUUUGUGGAUGGUUGUGGGAAGGAUGGAAAGAGAAUCUAUGACCCAGUUAGUGGAAAGACUUGUCAUCAGUGCAGGCAGAAAACUCUUGGCUAUCGGACUCACUGUAGCGAUUGCAACAUGGUCCAAGGACAGUUUUGUGGAGAUUGUUUGUAUAUGAGGUAUGGAGAGCACGUACUUGAAGCUAUACAGAACCCUAGUUGGAUUUGCCCUGUCUGUCGUGGAAUCUGCAACUGCAGUUUGUGCCGGCAAGCAAAAGGAUGGCCUCCCACUGGUUCUCUUUAUAGGAAGAUAUCAAAACUCAGCUACAAAUCAGUUGCACACUAUCUCAUUCAAACUCGACGGUUGCAGACAGAUUUAGAUGAAAAUGCGGAGAUAACCAAUCAAGUGUCUGCGAAGAGGUCACUGCCAUUCUCAGAUAUCGAAGUACAGUCUGAGGGAUCUCUUGAAGUUGAUAGUAUUCCACUUGUAUCACCAAAGCCUCAAUCUGAAGACAAAACUCAGGAUGAGUUCAAGAUUGAGAAAGAGAACGAGAUGCCAAGUAGCCCAAAUCCAGGUCCUAACAAUCAAGUUUCGGCAAGGAGGUCAUUACCCUUUUUAGAUAUAGGAUCGCAGGCUGGGAAUAUGCAGUCUCUAGUGGUUGACCAUGAGGGUGAUGAAUUUGAUGAAUUAUCAAAGCCACAAUCUGGAGAAGAGAUAGAUGAUCAGUUCCAAGGUGACAAAGAGAAGGAACCAAUUCCUAUGGAUAAAGAACAUGGUAUUAGCAAUAUUGUGAUGGAAAGACACCUGAAUCUUAAGAAGCGUGCACUCCCCAUUGACCAAAGCCCAGACAGUAUUUCUGGAAGAUUGAGGCAGAGGGGUAGGAAAGGCAAUGACCACAAUGACAAUGGGUUAGGUCGGGCAAAUGAGAAGAUUUCAGAUGUCAAGGUGGCUAUUAUUUCAUCCAGAAGCCAUGCGGAGCAAGAGAAUGAAGUGCAUUCUGAAGAAAUAUACAAGAAUGGUGAUGAUAUUAUUUCACCAAAGAGAACUCCAAAACUCAAAAAGAAGCCUGCUGCUGAACCAAGCCUAGACAGUAUUGGUGGAAGAUUUGAGGUCUAGACGUAUAACAACAUGAAGAUAAGAGUUCUCCCCCUUUUGCAGGAACCUCCUCUCUAAGUUUUCUCCUCUCAUUGCUAGAGAGUACUGGAGUUUACCUAAAACUGUAAGAAACAGAAUUUUGACGUCUCAGUUCCGUUUGAGACUGAAUUCAGUCUCAAUUCUUCCUGUGGGAAAAAUUAGACCAAGUUCUGUUCUAUCAAUGAUACACCUGCUUAUUUUGUCA
Messenger RNA from Juglans microcarpa x Juglans regia, 1894 nucleotides. RefSeq lists its product as uncharacterized. NCBI's taxonomy places the organism in Eukaryota, Viridiplantae, Streptophyta, Magnoliopsida, Fagales, Juglandaceae. The transcript has 5 exons. The record is from RefSeq and is a predicted model, not a curated record. Gene Ontology annotation, biological process: regulation of DNA-templated transcription. Bases 124 to 1671 code for a protein of 515 amino acids. Gene Ontology annotation, cellular component: nucleus.